Molecule: messenger RNA, 34281 nt
Organism: Pelobates cultripes (western spadefoot toad)
Lineage: Eukaryota; Metazoa; Chordata; Amphibia; Anura; Pelobatidae
Source: the annotation of a GenBank genome assembly
AUGACUUUGACACUUUUCAACUAUGAAAUCAAAUAUCAACAGGGUGUCACUGCUGGUUUCAACUUUUUUUUCCUGCAAGGAUUUGUUGCAGCUUCCGAGCACCUUUACCAGAGCUGGGGUUUAGAUAAAAGAAAUGAAACCACAAGGCUCCAGGAUACAAUUAGAGCAGAUUAUGAAUAUCAUGUAACGAGCAAGUUACAGGAUACAGUUUUUUCACUCUAUAGGCUGGAAUUUGGGAUCAUUACAUCACUCACUGGUUUUCUUCACCACUUACUCACUAUGGAUAAGAAGUUCAUUCUCUUCCCUUGGGCUAUCACACCAUUCAUCUAGGAAUUUACCAUAAACUUCUUAUUUAUCAGAUGCACCGAUUAUCACCAUUAAAGCAGGUAAUCCCUGAGCUUCUUAAAGCUUCCUAAUAGAUAACUCGUCCUAAAAGUUGAACUUCACUCUGGAUAUAUAGGAUCUAAUGCUUUCCAUCGGCCUAGAAUACUAUAGUGGACUCUUAAGAACACAGCUGCAGAAUUCUCCCAGUACUAUCACAUCAAUGAAGGCGGAGCCACCAUCUUAGUCACCACAGAAUGUUCAGCACCUGUGUCGAUCAUGAAAGAACUUCUCUUUCCCCUAUUGCUACAUCGACCAUAGGCUCCGCUCGACCAAGUGGGAUGGAGCCCAGUCGGUAUCAAUAGUCUUCCAUGAUAGUGUCAGCCAGACCCACAAAAUCUCUAUCCUCUCUUUCUCUAGGUCUCUGCGUGGGUGGAUAGUAUCUGUCUCCUUGAACACUUCCUCUACUAUUCCCACCAUUCCCUCUAAAACUUCCUCUUACUCUAUAACUACCACUAUAACCUCCUCGUACCCUUCUCUCUCCUUGUCUAUCACCUUCAUACUGCUCUCUCUGUGGACACUCACUCUUCCAAUGUCCCUCCUUUCUACAAUACGCACAUUAAUUCCUACUUAAAGUCCCUUGUCAGCCUAUUCUCGUCUCCUCUAUUUUAGAUAGCUACCGCUAGCAUAUCUGCCUUUUUCCUUUUUACGUUCUUCCUCCGUCUCCCUAUUCAUAUAUACUGUAUUUGCAAUCUCCAUUAGCUGUAUUAUGGACAUCCCUACAAAUCCCUCUAAAAUUUCCUUUUACUAUCACCUUGGGCCUGGCUGACAAAUGCUGAGUCUAUCAUUCGGAAGUUUUCAGGAGCCUCUGAUAUCCUAGGCUUGAUUUUAAUAAUCUAAAUAUAGUUCUAAGGUAAAUUAAACAAUUCAGGUUGUAAGUUUAAAGUAAAAGGGGUACAUUGUUGGACAAAGCUUAGGAGGGGCCCAUCCAGUAACUAAACCACCAAUAUACCAUCUGAUACCAUUGAUUAAGGCCUUAGACCAAUACAAGACAAACUACUAGUUACAGCCACAUGUACACUCUGCACUAAAUUUAAGUGAAGACUGCUACAUGGAGGCCAUGAUCACAAGAGCCUUGCCAGAAGAAACAAUUCCACAGUACAUCUGCACAAAAAGCUGUGAAGACUACUACAUUAGGCCACACCAAGGACUUAUCACCUUUACACAUUUGUUACAUACAAGAUACUUAUAAUACAGAAUCACGAAGAUUAAUUUCAACAGAGCAUCUGAUUCACAAAGUAGCUGGUAACAAACUAUACACACAUGUUAUCAACAGUCACACCAAUCUCCUUAUCACCAGCAACACAUUAGCACAGUCCCACUAGGCCCACAACACACACACAGGAUCCUCACAUGCUCAACAAUAAUCCACGACGUCGCACACACGAAAUUAAAUAAAAAACAAAAAACCACCAAAGACUAUACACUUAAUCAAUGUAACUCCUAGGGCACAUACAAUCUAUCCACCGCUUAUUAAUCCAUAGACGACAAGGAGGUCCACGCAGUAGAAGUCCAGGUUGUAAACAUAGAACUAGUUAAACUGGUAAAAGUUUGAACCGUCUCAAAAAAUCUCUUGCGUAACCAUGCUUCGCGUGCGAUGAGGUUCCCGGGCCAAUGGCAGAACCCUCAGGGCACCAUAUAUUACCAGAAGGAAACGAGUAAUGUAUUGUCCUGGCAUGUUUUACCUGUGGUCUCUAGUGAGUCUUAGCAAGUUUAUAGCAGUUAAUGUUUAUAUGCAUCCAUUUGUUCUCCAUUUCAGAUAUCCACUCACAGGAAGAUAUCCCCGAGAGCUGAGUAAGGUCGAGAGCUGAAAGGUCCCGGCAAAUAUGGGGUGAAAUCUUUUCUUGAAUUAUCCACUGAUGAACAGUUGUCUCAGGAGGUCCGUUGUGGCCCUGGCUGUAUGGGCAGUAUCCCCAUCUUGUUGAACCAAAUUUAAGAAAAUGUUUCCAUUACAUUUAUAUCUCAUUGCAAUAAAAUACACUAUUUUUACUUGCUGUUUAUUUUUUAAAUUAUCCAUAAUGAAUCUCCCAAAACGCAGUUAUAGUACGUACCUGCAACAAUAUGUAUACUGUGAAUAAAAAAUAUGUAUACUGUGUUACCCCUAGAUGGCAGUGUUUCAUACAGGAAUUCUAAUACAAGCCUAGCAAUCUGGAAGAAGGAAAGAAACAAUAUUAGAUUAACAACUACAGGUAGUCCUCGUUUUACAACCUACCUGCUUUACGACGGCUCGCACUAACGACCAGCUCUCUUUUGAGGGGUGGUAAGGGCGAGGCAUCGUGGGAAUUUGAGGGAUUCCCUGCCCUGCUGCGUUCUUCUAUGUUCGGGGAAAUUUCCCCAAGCAUAGAUUAUUAUUAUUAUUAUUAUUAUUAUUAAGUUAUUAUUUAUAUAGCGCCAUUUCCGCAGCGCUUUACAAUGGGUGGAUGAACAGACAUGUAGUUGUAACCAGACAAGUUGGACACACAGGAACAGAGGGGUUGAGGGCCCUGCUCAAUGAGCUUACAUUCUAGAGGGAGUGGGGUAUAGUGACAUAAAAGGUAAGGAUAGUAUAAGACUAGUGACAGUUGCAGAAGAGGAAUCAGUUGGGAGCUAUUAAGAGUUUAAUUGAUACGUUUUUAUGAAGAAGUGGGUUUUUAAAGAUUUUUUGAAGGAGUGGAGACUGGGUGAGCAUCUAACGGAGGAGGGAAGCGAGUUCCACAGGUGCAGCCCUCGAGAAGUCAUCAGAGGUGAGAGUACGGACAGAAGAUAGACGUAAGUCUUCAGCAGAUCGUAAGGGCCUAGACGGGACAUACUUGUGUAUAAGGGAGGAUAGAUAGGUGGGAGCAGCAUUAUGUAGAGAUUUGAAAGCAAGACCCAGAAUUUUAAAUUGAGUCCUAUAUCAUACUGGAAGCCAAUGUAGGGACUGACAGAAGGGUGAGGCGUGGGAGGUGCGGGCGGACAGGAAGAUGAACAGAAAACAAAAGGAAAUCAGCGCUAAUUAACAAACAAUAUGUAGAUAGGCAGCAACCCAAACGAAGGAGACCACUCAAAUCCUUCAAUAGAUGAGACAAUACAAAGAGAUGGGGUAGGGCUGCGCCAGCGGAAAAGUAAAAUAACGUAAAAUAGUCCAAAAGAGUCUCACUAGAGCAACAAUGCUUGAUGGGAUAUAGAUGAGUAGUUGUUUCAGGAGGAGUGGGUGCGUCCUAGUGUCUCAGGGUAUUCGCAUAUGUGAAAGACAGAGAUACAGGAACAACCAGUAGUGUGAUACCUUUAAAAUCCAAAGGGUAAAAUAGUAGUAGAAGGCAGAAAACUCACAUUUAAAAGUGCUAUUCCCCAAGUAUAAGGGAAGGAGUGCUAGAUGAGAGGAAGUAGAUUAGAGGGAUUCCCUGCUCUUGUGCGUUUGUCUAUGUUCAGGGAAAUGUCCCUGAACACAGACAUGUGCACCAGAGCGGGGAAUCUCUUAAUCUAUGUUCGGGGAAAUUUCGCCAAGCAUAGAUUAGAGGGAUUCCCUGCUCUGUUGCGUUUGUCUAUGUUCAGGGACAUUUCCCCGAACAUAGAGGAACGCAGCAGAGCAGGGAAUCCCUUAACUCCUCACUUACCGACCAAUUCAUUCUACAACCGGGUCGAAGGAACGGAAUCGGUCGGUAAAUGAGGAGUGUCUGUAAAUGAAAUAAUGUCACAAUGUUGAUUAUAAUGGAAAACAACACGACGUCAAGCACAGUGGAUGAAAUAAACAAAGAACCCUGCACACUGAUAUUGUGUAAAUGCUCCGGCCAUCCACAGUGGAGGUGCUCCGUGUCAGGCGGACAUCGCUGGAUCCACCAGUAAAGUCUUCAAAAGAAAUAAACGCAGGCAACACUCCAAGUUGGAGUGUUGCCUGCGUUUAUUCCUUUUGAAGCACAGUGGAUGGUCACGAUCAUGAUGUAACAUUGUGUUCCAGAUUUCUGUACACACAGAAAGCAUAUGUGUUCUAAAACCUCAUUGAAGAAUCCUCAAAAGGGCAUGCUACAACAAGGGAAGUAAAUGGUUGGACAUAAAGACAUGCCACAACACGGGAAAUAACUGGGCUCACAGACAUGCUACAGCAUGGGAAAUAAACAGUUGGCAUUCAGACCUGUUUAAAGUGAAAUUGUCACUUCCAAGGAUGUUUGUUUCUAUAUAUAUUUAAAAAAUGUGUUUGUGAAGUGUAAAAAAAAUAUUCAUGCUUCCAUAUCUGAUCCUUGUCAUUCAUUGCUGUAAAAUCUCUCCUUUAUUCUAUGGGCUAAAUUCCAGAGAAGUAACAGUUCCUCUUUAAGCUGACGCAGCCCACUCAGGGCCGUCUUUAACGCGGGGCAAACGGGGCAGCUGCCCCGGGCCCAGUUACUCCUGGGGGGCCCAAAGCAGCUGCCCCGUGGCCCCACCGCCCAUCAGGUGCUUGUAUUCCGGCUGCCCAUACUCUAUGGGGGCCCAUCGGGUGGCCAAUACACUUAGGGCCACCCGGUGAGCACGUUACAGCAGGGGGCCCAGUCGGGUGCUGUGGCCCUUUAACAGCACGACCGGGCCCUCUGAUUUACGGCAGCAUGGGAGGAAGUGACGUCGGUGAGUCACUUCCUCCCUCUGAGAUCAUGAGCCGCGCAGGAGGAAGGCUGAGCCAGGAGGCAGCGAGGAGGGGGACUGAGCAAAGUGAGCCAGUCCCCAACUCCCAACCACCCCAACCAGCACACUGGACCCCAGGGAAGGUAGGAAACUAGAGGGGGCUUUACAGUUUGCAUAUUAUGUCAGUAUGUGUGUGUUUAUGUCUGUCAGUAGGUCUGUGUGUGUGAGUAUGACUGUGUGUGUGUCUGUCAGUAGGUCUGUGUCUGUGUGUGUGAGUAUGACUGUGUGUGUGUCUGUCAGUAGGUCUGUGUCUGUGUGUGUGAGUAUGACUGUGUGUGUGUCUGUCAGUAGGUCUGUAGUGAGCACCGGUCAUUCAUUGGAUGUAGUGUUGGUGUUUGUUAGUAUGAGGUAAUAGUGAGCACCGGUCAUUCAUUGAAUGUAGUGUUGGUGUUUGCGUUACCAUUUUUUUUUUCUUUGCCCAAUGUACAAUUUUGACCACCAGCUCAUAAUGAUGGAUUUUGGCAAUAUUUUGCCCAGGAGAGAUGGUAAACCGUAAAAGGUACAGGGGAGGUUUAUGUGCAGAAAGGAGCAGAGUGUAUAAGGAACAAUAUGGAGAUAUAUGUACAGAAAUAAUGCUUGUAAUAGACACUAAAAGUAACAAGCAAAAAUAAAUAAAAGAAAAAUGCAGAUAUAUAAAGAAACAUGCAUUUAGUGCAGAAAGCAAUGAAGAAUGUAUUCACUAAUAGUGAACUGUAGUGAACUCUAAACAGAAUUGCAAGUUUUGGGCAAAAGUAGCAGAACUGGGGGGAAAAAACAACAAAAUAGCAAUUUUUAUAAUGUCCUAUUUAGUAAAAGAAAAAUCAAAAAAAAAAAUUCUGAAAAAAAUGUUAGUAGGUAAUAUGAGUAUUAAAAAAAAAAAAAUGUUUUGGGACAAUCUUUACUUUAGUUUUUAGCAGGAAAAGAGAAAUAAAAUGGGCCAUGAGAGCCAUUUGUACAUUGAUACAUGGUAUGGUAUGGCUUUACAGUUUGCAUAUUAUGUCAGUAUGUGUGUGUUUAUGUCUGUCAGUAGGUCUGUGUGUGUGAGUAUGACUGUGUGUGUGUCUGUCAGUAGGUCUGUGUGUGUGUCUGUCAGUAGGUCUGUGUGUGUGAGUAUGACUGUGUGUGUGUGUCUGUCAGUAGGUCUGUGUGUGUGUCUGUCAGUAGGUCUGUGUGUGUGAGUAUGACUGUGUGUGUGUCUGUCAGUAGGUCUGUGUGUGUGUGUGUGUGUCUGUCACUAUGUCUGUGUGUGUGUGUCUGUCAGUAGGUCUGUUAGUAUGUCUGUGUGUGUGUGCCUGUCAGUAGGUCUGUGUGUGUGUGUGUGUGUGUGUCUGUCAGUAGGUCCAUGUGUGUCAGUAUGUCUGUGUGUCAGUGUGUUUGGGUGUCAGUAUGUCUGUGUGUGUGUGCGCCUGUCAGUAGGUCUGUGUGUGUGUCUGUCAGUAGGUCCAUGUGUGUCAGUGUGUCAGUGUGUUUGGGUGUCAGUAUGCCUGUGUGUGUCAGUAUGUCUGUGUGUGUGUGCCUGUCAGUAGUGUGUGUGUGUGUGUGUCUGUCAGUAGGUCCAUGUGUGUCAGUAUGUCUGUGUGUCAGUGUGUUUGGGUGUCAGUAUGCCUGUGUGUGUCAGUAUGUCUGUGUGUGUGUGUGUGUGUGUGUGUGCCACUAUGUCUGUCUGGGUGUGUGGUAGUAUGUGUUUGUGUGUGCCAGUAUGUCUGUCAGUGUAUGUGUCGGUGUCCAUAUGUCAGUAUGUAUGUGUCAGUAUGUCUGUCAGUUUAUGUGUCUGUGUAAGUAUGUCUGUCAGUUUGUAUACAUAUAAUCUGUGUGUGUAUAUGUGCAUACAUCUCAGCAUUCACACACUAACACUACAUACAAAUACACCCCUGCAUUCAAACUCCAACACUAGGUACAAACACAUGUCUGUGUUACACACCAAAAUUAUAUGUAAACACACCCUUGCAUUCAAAAACCAACACUACACAUAAAUACAUGCUUGCAAGUACACCAACACCACAUACAAACUUAUUUUACAAAAAAAACCUGUUUACAUUCAAACACACAAAAACAGCGUUGUGCUAAAUACAAACCUUCAAACAUGGGUAAAUGGUAGAGCCACAGCUGUCAAUGCAUUGCUGAAGUUGCACGACAGAUGGGGAACUACCUUCUAAUCACCCGUGCGAUAGGGAGGCACAAAAAUUCUUGCACCUCUCUACUUUAGGUCUGCCUCUGCGUUGGGGUGGAGGACAUGAUUGCACACCUGGCGAGGGUACCAGGGGGCCCAAGCAAAUGCUUUGCCCAGGGUCCAAUCAAUAUUAAAGACGGCCCUGAGCCCACUGGUAAUGCCCUGUGCGUGCACUUGAUCCCAGAUUUAGUAUUGGAUUCAGGAGACACCCAACAUGAUCAGGUCAUAAGAUGGGGUGCAGAUUUUAGGUGACGAAAUGUGGACUCCAAAAAAUUUUCGACGGAAAAGCUAUGAUGAAUCAUAGACAUUACAGAAAAAUUAAUUGAAAUGUUAAUUUCACUCAGGUUUCACUAUUAUAAAAAGAGGUGAUUUGAAUUUUUUAAUUAAGUGCUGCCAUCUGUCUUAGAAAUAUGAACCUUCUGUGACCCAUAACCUGAACAAAGUUGGACAGUAAUAAUGUGAAUCAUGAUAUUCCAUGCAGUAUUGAUUGCUCCAUUCAUCCAGUUUUUGUUUUUACAGGAGAUACAGAAGGCCGGUGAAGGUGUUGGUGCCCAGAAGGCAUCACAUGCUCUCCUUACGUGGCUACUGAGUCGUGAUGUACGAACUAUCCAGGGCUUCUGGUCUCUCUUGUCUUCUGAGUAUAUAUUACGCAGCUACCCCCGUCUCUCUGGCAUACACAGUUCUCUUCAAAGUGGUAAUCAAAGAGAAUUUAUCGUAAAAGGGAUUCCAUAGCCCUAAACUUUUAAUCUAUUCCACACUAUUUUACUAUUGUCUUAUGUGUUUUGUCCUAUUCAUUUGACCUUUUUUUAGUGACAGAUUCCUUGGCUCAUCGAAAAGCCCGGAGAUUCCCUCUGUCAUGCAAAUCUGCACCGCAGCAGAAAUCACAGGCAAAGAGGAAAUCUGGAGGGGAUAAAGAUACCGUAUCUGCCACGCAUACAUCCAGUGCUGGUAUGAUCAUUUUUGGGGGUGGGAAUGGCUAUCAUUCGGCUCUUUAGCAACCAUGACCUACUUUUAAAAGUAUACUUAAAGCCACACGUAGAUUUCACAAUUGAAGAUGAAAGCUUAUCCUAGUGUUCUAAUUUAUUUUCUAAAAACAUAUACUUUAUUAUUGGUCUUAUUUCCGCUUGUAGGCUGCUACGUGAAUCUACACAUCUUACUGUAAAAAUAUAUUUUCUGAUGUUCCUCACUCCAAUUUCAUAUUAUAUUAUUAUUUUCUAUCUACCUUCUUUCUCUUUUACAUUACUAUAUACCAUGAGAAUUCUUCACGUUUCUAUUAGACUUGGGUAUUUGUUAUCAUUCGAUUUUCAUGCAAUUCAUUUACUUAACUGUCAGAACGCUCUGAUCUUGUUUCCUGCUAUAGAAUGCGUCACCUUCAGAAAAUCAGGUACUUUUCAUAGGGAACACUGUAAGUGUCAUUGUAAAAGUUUGAUUUAUUUUUAGCUUCAUUAUUCAUUUCCAUUGUUGGUUCUGAAAAUACUUUCUCUAUAUUUUUUCUGAAUUUUUCCGUGAAUUAUUUUCUUGUGUGUUAUGUGAAAUCUAAGCCUAGGUAGUUGCUUGUCUACACUCUAUGGGGGAUUUAGAAAACUGAGAUACUGUAAGUGACAAAGGCAGUGUGAUACCAGCACUAACAGUGCCCAUUGAUAGGUAUUAUUUAAAUAGUGGAGUAAUAAUUAGUGUGUCAGUAGAAAGUGCCAAAAAUAUUGAAAGGGGCUAUUAGGGGCUAGACCUUUAAUCAAAUGAGAACACACUAACCAGGAGUGGUGCAAUAACCUCCAGUCCCACAAAACUGCUUAGUGAUCUAAACAAAGAAAAUAAUACAAUACUCUUACUUUCAUAGAAACAUAGAAUCUGACGGCAGAUAAGAACCAUUCGGCCCAUCUAGUCUGCCCAAUUUUCUAAAUACUUUCAUUAGUCCCUGACCUUAUCUUAUAGUUAGGGUAGCCUUAUGCCUAUCCCACACAUGCUUAAACUCCUUUACUGUGUUAACCUCUACCACUUUAGCUGGAAGGCUAUUCCAUGCAUCCACUACCCUCUCAGCAAAGUAAUACUUCCUGAUAUUAUUUUUAAACCUUUGUCCCUUUCAGUGCUUAAAGAUUUUAUUUAUAGAAGCCAUCCCUCACAAUGACAACUUUUUAGCUGCACACCGGGUUAUGUCAUGAUUUGACAAAGGCCCGUUUUGGAGCCGAAACAUUGCCAUUGUGAAGGAUGGCUCCAAUAAAACAUUUGUAAGCACUGAAUAGAAGAGUGCUCUGUCAUGUCCUUUGUUUUGCGUGAUAACUAAUAUUUACAAGGGAAGUAUUUUGCUAAUAAAACUUCCUUUUACUAACCAGCGAACUGGAAUCAUUUUAAAUGUUUUUUAUUGUUUUGAAUAAUAAUAAUAAAAAUAAAAAUCGUACAUUUUUGUCAACGUUUUUAACAGUCAAUAAUAUUUAAACAUUAUGGUAUAUGAACAGUGACAUAAUAGCAAGGAUCUUCUGUUAUAGUUACAUUAUUAAUACUAUAAGUAACAACACAAAGAUCAUAAAUGAAGAAAAACAUAAUAAAUUAAAACUGGGGAAAAAUGAAUAAAUUGCGCAUCCAUAGUAUGAUACGAAUAAUUAAAAAAGAAAAAGGAAGAAAAAAAAGUAAAAUUAAUAUGUCAUAUAGAUUUAUAAAAAUAUUGUAUAUUAAAUGACAAAUACAGUAAAUAACGAGUCAAACAUAAGUGAUAAAACAGUUUUCAUGUCGGGUGGAAGCUUGUUCUUACUCCUCAUCGCCUUCUCCUACUUAGACCAGUCAUGUCUGAGGAAUAUAUUAGUUGUCGAUGGUACUCGGAGAGCAAGUUUUCAUCUUUUAUUUUCAAAUAAAAACAGUAGGACAUCUUUGACAGAGGAAAUUGUAACAGAUUUCCAGUAUCUAGGAAUAAUUGAUGUAGCUGAGAUAAGGAGGUGGCCUAUUAUUCUUUUGUGUUUUGGUAAAUCUUCAGGGAGAUGUUUAAGUAAGCAUAAUCACGGAUUUAAAUCAACAGAGAACUCAGUGAUAGAUAUGAUCAUUUGCCAAUAGAUGGAUAGUUUGGGGCAUGACCAAAUAUUAUGGUAUAAAGUACUAUCUGAGUGAGCUGGAAUCUGAAUUGGGAAAUUUAGGAUGACACAGAUGAGUGAGAAAAGAGAUUUGGAGAUUUUUAUACCUAUUACUAUAUUUGCAGGAACAACAUCUUUUCAGCCACUUUGCUGUAUUACAGGACUGUUAUAAUUCUGUACUGCUUCCCGUGUCCCCUGUACAUUGGUAUGUGUCUGUGUACGUCUGCAGCAGUAGGCACUGGUACAACGCAUUUGCGGAUCAUACUAGUAGUCUUAGUGUGAUAAUGAAGGAACACAUUCAUGUGAUGAUCCAGAAAUUUAUAGACUGAACAUAAACAGGUUAGCUGUUCAGAGUUAUUAUCCCCAACCUGACAUGGCAGUGACUUUAAGGCAUCACGAGCCAUAGGUAAGACCAAAGAAUGUAAUAAAUGAAGAUAGACAUUCUGAAGUAAGUCAGGGUGAGCAGGGGUGAAAUAGAAUUGAAGUUCAAAAAAGGUAGCACACAGCUUCAAAGUUGAGUCAGUACAUUUAUUAAUAAGAGCCUGCAAUGCUGUAAUUUGUCAGACCUGUAUAAAGGUUUCAGGGAUUUAAUAUUUUUAAUAUUUUUCAAACCAAUGACUAUUGAGAUAACAAAGUAUUUGCCCAUGUGUAGUGCUGUCAAUUUUAAAUGAGCGGUGGCCAACACAGGCUUCAAGCAGAUGUAGAAAUGCAACUCACUACAGGUGUAUACAGUUAUGGCCAUCUCGUGGUAUGCUGCAAACACCUACAGUUUCAUUUUGAUAUGUGUCCUAAUACUGCUAUAGACAGAAUAUUUGCUCUGGAAAGUGAUUGGUAUAUGCAGAGGUUUUUUUUCUCCAGACAUUCAAAGCCUUUAGGUAACGCUUUUUAAGCAUGUAAGGCGUCAAUGGAAUACUGCAAUAGCUUAGAGAUUAACUGUUGCUUUAUUGUAAGCAGUUCAGUGUUGAAACAAUUAAGGAAAUAUUGUGUGCAUUUAGCAUUUUUGUACAAAUAACUAUUUUGUACCAGAGGGUUUUUCACUAUUUAAUAUGUAAAUUGUGAAUUUGAAAUGAAUUUAAAAUUUUAUGUAAAAAAAAAAUCUAAACUGCAAAAAAACCUCCCAAGUCAACUAUGUUUCCAGUUACCCUAUUUUGGCCUACAAUUUGCAAUGUACUUUGAAUUACCAGUAAUUCACACUUUUGUGUAUGUAUCCAUGUAAAUCCUUAGAAUGAACACUGGGUGGGAGCAGAGUACCAUAUCAAUUAAAUAAUUGUCAAAUCUGACAUCAGGUGAUUCUUUGCUAUGCUCGUUCAUUAAAGGGACUUUCCCGGCACCAUAACAAGUUGUUAAGGUGCAAUGAGGUCCUGGGUGCCGUCUUACCUGAAGGGUAGUGAUGUCCCGAACGGUUCACCGAACGGUUCGCCACGGACUCCAGUCAGCAGACACAUUCCAGCCAAUCAGCAGCAGUCCCUCCCUCCCAGACCCUCCCACCUCCUGGACAGCAUCCAUUUUGAAGCUGCAUUCUUAGUGAGCUGUCCAGGAGGUGGGAGGGUCUGGGAGGGAGGGUCUGCUGCUGAUUGGCUGGAAUGUGUCUGCUGACUGGAGUCCGCGGUGAACCGUUCGGGACAUCACUACUGAAGGGGUUAAACCUUUAAUGAUUGGUUCUGCCCUGAAUGUAUCUUUGGGGUUAAACUGUUCAUUAACUGUGUAACCCCCUUCUGGUAAAACGGCACCUGGGUAGUCCUUGCACCAGAACAACUUCAUUGUGAUGAAGUUGCUAUGGUGCCCAGAAUGAACCUUAACAAGUUUACUUGUGUUUUGUCUUUUGCAGGCCCCACAUCAAAAUCAAAGGUUCCCAGGAAAACAGAGAAAACAGCCAAUUCACAAAUGUCAGAAACUAUUUGUGAGUCCCUUGCAACCCCCAGAGCUUCCCCAUACAAUCAAAUUUGCUAAAAACAUCAGAAGACAUCCGUGCCAUCUAAUCACGUUUUUUCAGUGGUCAGAUUUUUGUGGAACAAUUGGAUAUCAAAAUAAUACUGGUCACCAGCAUUACACUGUCAAUUGGAUAUCAAAAUAAUACUGUUAAAAUACCAGCAUUACACUGUCAAUUGGUAUUAUGACAACGUUUUAAUGGCACUGCACUCAUUACCGCACCAUUUAUCAUCUGGAUAUGUGCUCACAUCACACUGAGCCAUACCAUUAUCCUGAAUAGAAUGCCUUCCUAUAUAAACUGAGCAGCUUGGGGAUAUAUCCAUUAGCAGGAAAAUAUUAUAAGUUGGAAAUGUGUUACCCAAAAUCUAUUAGCUUCUUAAAGGAGAACUGUCACUUCUCUGCAAUUUACACCAUUGGAUAAAAUAUUGAAACUACCUAUAACUUGAGUUAAACUUUUUCAUGAGAUGUUCUAUUUCCCUUUAAAUUUGUAUUAACAUUUUAGCAAAUGGCCUAACCCAGCUCAGACAAGGCAAAGUCAAGGAAAACUGCAAAUGAAGAAGAGCGAUAAAAACACUGUUUCAUGUUUCCUAUUUUCUUUAUUGUUUCACUAUGCGGACUGUAACAUGAAUGGAUAGAGCUGAACAAUGAGACAGGGAGGUAAGAUGGAGCCACCCAGUCGCAGGAGAAAGGUGUGGAUUUCUUCUUUUAAUGUUGUUUCUCACCUUGCAAAUGUCUGUUUGUUUAAAAUAUCGAUACUUAAAGGACCACUAUAGUGUCAGGAAAACAUACUCGAAAACAUAACCCCUUCCACCCUCAGGGCCCCCCUCCUCCCUCACGCCGGGCUCUAGGGAGUGGAAGGGGUUAAAUUUACCUCUUUCUCCAGCGCCGGGUGGGCAAUUCUCCUCCUCCAUAUCGCCGUCAUGAGCUGAAUGCGCAUGCGCAGCAAGAGCCGCGCGCAUUCAGCCAGUCCAUAGGAAAGCAUUCUCAAUGCUUUCCUAUGGACGCUGGCGUCUUCUCACUGUGAAAAUCACAGUGAGAAGCGCGGAAGCGCCUCAAGCGGCUGUCAAUGAGACAGCCACUAGAGGCUGGAUUAACCCUAACAUAAACAUAGCAGUUUCUCUGAAACUGCUAUGUUUAUAGAAGAAAGGGUUAAUCCUAGCUGGACCUGGCACCCAGACCACUUCAUUAAGCUGAAGUGGUCUGGGUGCCUAUAGUUGUCCUUUAAACAUAAUAUUAAGAAUCCUAGGAAGUGGCAGUUCCCCUUUAAUUCCCAAAUUGCCUUUAGUUAAUCAGCUAGGUGUCCCCUUCAAUUUUCCAUUUGCAAACCAGACUACCCCAUAAAACUUUUAUCUCAAUCACCAUCCCCUUGCAGUGGGAUCAGGACCUUCUCUGCUGUUUGUGGCCUAUUAUCCUUUUAUCACCUACCUUCUCAUUUCACAGUUUGAUAUUAAUGUAUCAUGUGCUCUGAGCUUCACAGUUUCACACAAAGCCCCAGCGACGGUAUGCAUGAGUCAUGUUGAGGGGAAGCCUCUGACCUUCACUAUCAGCAGGUCGAUGACCAACACCAUGGAAAACACAGGUAAAAAUGCAGGUGACUAUUGCUAGGGCAUCCAUAUUACCGGUUUAUACCUUUUCCUAGUAAAUAUGAGUUUUAAUAUUUUUAUGCUGUUAUAAAUUAAUAAAUAUAAAUUAAUAAAUAUAUGUGUGCACAUGCCUGCAUAGAUGUACCAAAUCAGUCUUGUUUUAACACCAAUAUCUCAAUGGGUUUGUUUGUGUAGGAUGUAUGGCGUUUGUGUGUGCCAAGUCACAUUAAAGUAGAUUUUGAAGCCUUGAUCAACAUAGACGUAUGCUGCAUAUUGCUUUAGAAUGUGUACCCAGAUUAAAUUACAAUGUAAACUUUUUUAAAUACACAUUUAUUCUGUAGUGAUAACUAGAGGUAUACAAAGAUAUUCAUGAUUUUAUCAAAUCGUACCAACUGACAAUUUUCUCCAUACAUUAAUGUGUACCUGGGCACACCCCUUGCACACACCUAUAUCAACCAAACUUCUAAUAUUAAAAACCCCGGUAUACAUCAUUGCCAUUUUCUGGAUGUGAUUAACCCCUUAAGGAUCAAAUUUCUGGAAUAAAAGAGAAUCAUGUCAUGUGUCCUUAAGGGGUUAAGAUUAAAAACUUCAGCUACAUACACACUGAACAUAAUGUCUUGUCAGUGAGUGAGUGUGUGUGUAAGUGCGUGUCGGUGAGUGUCUGUGUGUCUGUGUAAGUGCGUGUCGGUGAGUGUCUGUGUAAGUGUGUGUCGGUGAGUGUGUGUCUGUGUAAGUGCGUGUUGGUGAGUGUGCACCUGUGUAAGUGCGUUUUGGUGAGUGUAUGUGUGUAAGUGUGUGUCGGUAAGUGUGUGUCUGUGUAAGUGCGUGUGUAAGUGCAUGUUGGUGAGUGCGUGUCUGUGUAAGUGCAUGUUGAUGAGUGUAAGUGCGUGCAUCUUAUUCAACUCUCGUUCCUCAGAGAAGCAUGUGCAGAAAGAAGUAGAACCAGAUGUCUUAGAGAAGAACAAGAUGCAGCCUCUGAAGCUGACUAUACGACCAAAGUUGGCCUCUCAACAUGUGAGUGUAAACAUCUUUAACAUUCUCUCUCUCUCUGUGUCAGGGGUUUUCAAUCAGUGUGUACUGACACAUGGGCUGCCUCAAAUCCCCAUAAAAUUUACAAAAAACACUGAAUUUUUUUUUAAAAUAAGUGUCAGCAUCACAAAUUGGGAUUUCUAUCUGAAAAUUAAUGAAACUUUAAAUGUUAAUUUGUCUAAAAAUCUGUAUAAAUGUCUAGAAAGGCUUUGAAGAGUCAUUCUAAGCACCAUAAGCAUUACACACCCUCAAUCAGACAGCCUGAAACACAUGGAGGGUCAUUCACUAAAGAGAGAAUUGUUGGGAAUUCAAAGUGAAUACAAAUGUAAGGCCAAAGCAGCUAAUGUUAAAAUAUAACCUGACUUGGAGAAUUUUUACAGUUUGGCUACUUUGACCUUACAUUUGAAAUUCACUUCAAAUCCAGUUAGAAUUUCUGGUAAUUCUCACUUUAGUAAAUAACUCUGUUAGUUACGAAUUGCCUUUUAUCAGUUUGAUCUAGAGUGUGUGCAUGCCACAAAAAAUAGGAAAGGCUCAUUCUUCAAUAUAGAAAAUAUGUAUGAAUACAUAUAUGUGUGUGUAUAGUGCAUACACACAUAUAUACACACACACACACACACACACACACACACAAACACAAAGGGAAACUAAAAAGGAUAAAUAGAUAUAAUACAAUCUUGUGUGAAAAAUAUAUAUAAAUCUAGGAGAGAAAAAACCCACAAAUAUGGUGUAAUACAGUUAUAAACCAAUGUCAGGGAGGGGGGAGUUGGAGAACGCACAAGAUUGUAGUAAGUUAUAGGCACAUCACCCCAUAGGGGUAUAUGUCCAGCAAUAGUAUCUUGAUCCAAAGGGAAUCUUUACUAUGUUCUAUAGAUGUAAAGGAAAUGAAUAUAGUGUAGUACUGUGUGGUAUAAAACAAUUUCAUGGACAAAUCUACUUACAAACUAACAAGAUAAAACUGCAUAUCUCCACAGCAAGUGGAGUAGAUGUAGGGAGUAGAUGUAAAUUAUCUAGAGGCAGGAUAAUAGAAGCAAAAAACAAAGUAAAUCCACAAUACAAUAAAUUGAUAUAAAAAUAAAUAGUCCAACAAAAGCAGCAAAUCCAACGCAAAUGUCCCUCACCAGAGGACUUCCUCAGGGUUUUAUAUGGUUUUGGGUGUUAGUGAGACACUUUUGGGUUGUGGAUAGCAAAACACAGUCUAGUUCAUUAACAGGCUUUGCUGCUUCUCCUUUCUUCCCAUUCAGUGUGAUGAGUGGAAACACUCUUUGGGGAUAAACAACAUACCCAAAUCCCCCGCUGGACAUGGAAUAAUAGGAUAUGAUUUGUCCCUAUAGAGUGAGAUGCUCUGAUUGGAGUUUCCAAUCCUGUGUUCGUUCUUCAUUGACAGUUUUGUUAUAUAUUGUCAACAAGUUUAACUUGUCCGAGCCUGUCGUUUAUCCUAAUUUUACCUCAAGGACUAACAUAAUGUGACCUAUCUAUCAUUUCCUCAGAGCAACGAUGAUGAAUGCUCCGUGUGUCACGAUGGUGGAGAGUUGAUAUGUUGUGAUGGAUGUCCGCGUUCCUUCCACCUUUCUUGCUUAGUGCCCCCACUAACAGAAAUUCCAAGGUACACAAAUGGAACACGGUAAAAUUAUGCUUGUUGCAUUACUGUUUAAUUUCUGGCAUAGGGGUUAUUUUUUAUAUAAUGGCAUCUAUACAACAUUGCAAGACUCAAAAAAAAAAAAAAGAUUGAGCAUGUUGUUAAACCACUUUGCGCUUUCCAUGUUACACACUAUAGUAUGAAGAAGUAUACUCUGUGUAUUUAUCUUAUAUUUCCUACCGUUUUCCCUGUAUUUGAGAAAAAAACCUCUCCUUUGUUGCAAAAAACGUGGUUCUUAAUAUAAAUCAUUGUUUAAACUGUGCUUUACAUAAUUUACAUUUUCAACAAGAACCUGCCCUCAUUUAAGAUUCUGCUUGCACGUCACGUGAUGGUUUAUUUAAAUGGACACUCCAGACUCCUAAAGCACUUUAGCGUCCGUGUGAAGAAAGUGCUGAUUUCAGCAGAAUUUAACACUUUUAUAAAUUAACCUUGUCACACCCCCUUGGCUUUCAGACAAUCGGUUCUGUUACUUUCUGGUUUGGUUAGCUCAGUAUUGCUAAACUCAAGAGGCAGCAAUUGCUCAGAGCACCUGCCUUGCAAAGACUUCUCAUUGAACUGCAUUGUGAAGUCUGUGAUUGGACAGCCGCAAAAAGACUUGGCGAGGUUAGAACGGGAGGGCUUGGGAAGGCUGCAGACAAGAGAGCUACUGCUUUUGCAAGCUGGUUAAAGAUAUACCCCCAAUUUAAAAAGUGCAUAAUUAAAAGCACGUUUUCAUUUGGGGUAUAUCUACUAAAUAGCGGUUUUAUAUUUUUGCUGUUGGAUAGUGUAGUGUGCCUUUUAUUUUGAAUUCCUCCUUCAUGAAAUGUAUAAGAAGUCUAAAUUUGUCAGACACAGUUAAUUCCGAGUUUACGGUUUCAGACAGAAGGAAAAGGAUUUGUGUAAAAAGACAUACACCUCAUACAGUUAAAUAUCUAUUUCUCUCAUUGCAUCCCAGUGGUACAUGGAGAUGUGACACUUGCAACACAGAGGAACCAGCUGUUAUUGGACAAAAGAACAAUCCUGCAGAAGAUGAGGCAACAUUAUGUAUAAAAGUAAUGCCUUCUAAUAUUAUUAAACAAAAUUAUUGUCAUGCUGAUUCACAUACUGCACAUCUCAAGUUUUACAGAAUUGGCGUAAAAUGACACUGUCACCUGAAAUACCUUUCUGGAAAAUCAGUUUGAAACAGUACAAUAAAGUCAGUUUUAAUAAAUAUCUAGGAUAGAAGAAAAAAGGCAUGGAAAAUGAAAUAAGGGAAAAUAUAUUUCAAAAUAAAACUUAGCACAGUAUCACAGAACUAUUCCAGAAAUAUAAUGAACCUUAGAGAACUAUAGACUGGCAGUCCUAAAAUGGAUGUCCAUCUGGCAAUGGACAGGUAGUUUCAGAAAAAUGGAAUGAUGGUUAUUCCAUUUCUACUGGUGAUGCAAAUUAGGCAGGAAACACUCAGCAGAUAGUCCGAAGGCCUGCAAAAAAUAUAGGACCCUUGUCAGCAAGCAAAUAUUGAGGAUCUCGUUUAUUGGUGAUGUCGUGAUCUCAUGGUAGCUUGGUGAUGGAGCCAAAAGAUUGAUGCCACAACACGGUAUGUCAGAAUAAGUCCCUGUAAAAAGAAAGUUGUGAUCCUUCUCAUAAACUUUUGGACCACCAACAAUAGGGCCCUAUCCAAGUUCUUCUGAAAUCUUGAAAGAACUUCCCUUGGCCAGAUGAGAGUAGCCUGCCAGAGUAAGAUUGGAAGCGUAGAUAGAUACGUGUAGCUCUUUAAAAGAUACGUAGAGCAGUGUCCAUUGUCGAAUGUGCCAUGAAGGUAUUUCUUACAUCCUACUCCACUGCUGUGAUACAGCCUGUUAAUGUAGACAUCGCUUUCCACACCACUGCCAUGUCCGCUUAAAACAUCAGGCAGUUAUCAUGCAGGCUGGCUUUGAUAUCAGCUUUGGUAGAUGGUGCAGGUGCACUAUUCUCUCGGCAGGAAGUUUGUGCGGGUUUAGGAGUAAGCCACAGUGAGAGCCAUUUUAGGAGGAAAAUCUCAGGGGAGAUCAUGAUAACUGGGAACAGGGACAUGAAAGCAUUUGGAAUACAAGUUUGCAAUAACACUUUAGUGUUCUUUUAAUUUCUCCAUGUUUGACCUGACAAAUGCGGACCAUGUGACCACUCAAAUUUGUAUUUUGUAUUUUAAAACUGUUGAGCAUUACAUCAAGUACAAGAUGUAUAAAACCAGAUGUUUAAAGCACGCCAAGCAGUAGUUCAGGAGCUGAUUACAUUAUUUAUCAAAACAAAUCUUACUUAAUAGUACUUUGUAAACCUAAGUGUCAUUAUAAAGAAAGCAACCACACCUGCAUCAGCAAAAAAUAAAAUAAACUUUAGAAUAUUCACUCAUCGGUGAAUCAUAGAAAAACCAUAUGUGUUGUGUUAACUCUCUGAAGGACAAAUCUGUGGUUUUUAGGCUGUUUGUGCUAGUAUUAGCUAUAUCCUGUGUCUAGAGCUGGAGUGUUCAAUUACUCAUCAGAACAGCAGACAAAUCAUAUUUUAGCAUAACAAGCAAAGGCCCAGCAAUACACACAGUUGUUUUCUUUAUUACCAGUAAAAGUGGAUUCAGAUUACAGGAGAUGGAUUCGAGGGAAUUUUCCCUCUCCUGGACUUACUUCAAGCCUUAAGCCAUAUGUCAGGAAAUAUAUGAUGAUGUGGUCAUAAUAGUGGACAAGAUGCAAAGUCAAGGUCACAAUGUGUUAAUGAAAAUUAUGUCCAGAGUGUAACAUAUCAGGAAAUGAAGGGCUACCUGCCCUGUAAAUAUGAGGGUAAUGCAUAGAGCACAAUACAUACAAAUCAACCACACACCUGAUAUCAAAUAUAAAAAUAACAAUCUUCAUUUAAUGAUACAAAUGAUAAAAAAAAAAAAAACUAAUUAUAUAUACACAGCUAUGUACAAAUCACAGUAAGGAAUGCAAGAUAUUUAAUCUAUUUACACAAUAAUAAAUUAAACUUAGUAGACAUCAUACAUCGAUUGUAUAUUAAUGCAAAAUUGAAAAAAAAUGAAAUUAAAUGAACAAAAUGAAGACUUCUGUAUAAAGCAAAGCUUUUUAGUGUCACAGAAACGUAGCAUUAACAAGAUCAAGACCAAACAGGGCAGAAUCAGGACUUCAAUCUAGAUGUGCUCUGGAAAAGACUAGAUCAGGACACACCACCAGGAACAUGACCAGGGUACAGCCCAUAUGCUACGGCUCAGCCUAUCAUUAGCUGUCUAAUGUUUGGAAGAAAUCAUAAACCAAAUGUGCUGGGCUUACCCAGCAUCUAGAGCAGGCUUCCCCAAACUCCAGUAACUACAACUCCCAUGAUUCUAUGGAUGAAACAGAAUGAGAAUCAUGGGAGUUGUGGUUCCGCAACAUCUGGAGGGCUGGAGUUUGGGGAAGCCUGUUCUAGAACUUUCAAGCCAUUCCAUUGUCUUUCAAUCAUUUUAUUGAUUUUCAAGUGAUACAAGUACUGAAGUAAAUGGCUAAAAGAGAAAAUACCAGUUAAUUUUAAAAUAUUUAAAUCAGUUAUAUAACAAUGUAAGUUCAUAGAUAGUGUGCAAUAUUUAGGCAAUUCCAACAUGUUGAGUUAAGUUACUACUAUUUCUGUUAUUAAUGUAUUUAUAGAAAUAUUAGACAAUAAAAGGCUAAUCAGAUUGAAAUAGAAACCAAGCAAAUUAUUUAUGCUUUUUGAUGCCUACUGAACUGUGAUUCUCUAAUAUAUCCUCCACUUGCAGGGGCUGGCAGAAGACAGAGCUCCAAAAGGAAGUGAAAGCAGCAGUAUUCUUUCAGAUAAUUCUGGAUCUCACAGGUAAGAGCCUCACCUGUGCUCCUUGCAUACUCCUAUACCUACAAUGGAAACAUUGACUUUGCAGACAUUUGUGGACUACACUGACCAUAGUCAUAGCCAGCUGGAAUCGGUAAAUACCUGCAGUAUCAUAGUUAACCAUAACUUAUUUAUGUGACAGAUCGCUAUGAAACAAGACAAAAUCUUUGUCAUAGGGCAGUAAUAGGAAACAUUGUCAUUUUUUUUUUUUCUUUGUAGCCAUUGUUUUUUUUAUUUACCAAAGUAAACUAUAUUGGAAUGCUUGCUGGGGUAAAUUAUGCAACUCAUGUAGCUCAAACUAACCUCUACCAGAUAUUGGUUGGAGGCUACACACCUUGAGUGAUCUUGCUUCCAUAACUAUCUGUAUGGUGAACAUGCACAGGAGAGGACUAAUUUGUUGGAGUUUCUUUAAUCGAUGCCUUUCUGUGCUUCUGCAGGAGACAUUUAGUUGACGUGUCCAGUUUAUGGUUUCUUUUUAUAUACUAUAAUUAACUUGCAGCAUACAGCAAUGAUAUAUUGCAUAGUAGUAUCUUUUAGAUAUGGUUAAUCAUUUAAUAAUAAAACGUUAAUCAUUUAAUAAUAAAACGUUAAUCAUUAACAGAGUGUUAAUUUUAGACAGGAAUUAAAAUGUGAACUCUAAAUUAUGAAACUAUACUGAGUGAAGAAACAGAUUUAUAUAAUGAUUUGAAUUGCAAAAUGUAGGUUAAAAUAGUCAUGCAGUCACUUAGAACAGGAGAGUAACAGGUAACUGUAGAGACCUGUAGAACACUGAAAUAAGCUGUAUAUUCCAUUCAAGUAUAUCAAUCCAUUUCACAACAGUUCUAACUAGUGUUGGAGUUGAUCAAAUCUGAUGGUUGCUCUCCAAUAUAAUUUCUAAACAUAAUUUUCAUCUUUACGUAAUACAUUGCCUUUUGGUUUUUUUUUGUAUUUUUUGAAAUUCUUUAUUUUUGUAGUGCUGUGAGUUAUAAACAGGCUUGGGUUGCCACAAUAGCAAGUACAAGCUAGUAAAACAAUACAUAUUAAGCAUUUGCAUGGCAAUAGAUAACAGCACAAUUUUUUAGUAGAGUCAGAGUAGGUUCAAAAUAGUGAAACAAGCGUUAUAGGGGUGUCAGAAGCGUGAAAUCAGAAGUAUUUUCAAAACAUUUUACAUGGACUGACUGUAUGAGUGGUCUGGAUAAGAGAGGGUAGCAUAUUUAUAAUAUGAGUACAAUAGGGAACAUGUCAAUGGGGAGUUAAGGGAAAACAGGGAGUAUAUCUCGCUAUAAAAAGUGACAGUUCUAUUAAUAAUAUUACCACUGGUAACCUGGUGACUGGGUGAAGCCCUCUGGAGCUAAGUUUAACCCAAGACAGAUGAGGUAGUUCAGGAGACAGUGGGCAUGCUAGGGGAGGUGCAACUUUGUUCAGUAUAAAGAAAGUAAACAUUUUAAGUAUGGCCAGUUGUUAGUAAACUCAGAGGGAACGCAGAACGAAUGCAUGCACGCAGUACAAAAUACCCGCUCAGCCUACUCCGGUGAUCGGCAAGCUUACUAUGCACACGAUAGUUCAUUGUCCCGUUCACUACUUCGUGCUGCAUGGAGUGUAGAGCCAUCAUGCGUCAAGAGAGACUCGGCACAAGGCAGCAAUUCCAUGCUUGGGUAUGGUUCCCUUCUGGCCCCCGGCCCGUGAGAGAGCUUGCGCUGGUCAAGGAGUUGAGCCCUGCAAGCGGGGUCGACCCUGGUCGGGUUGAGGCUUGGGUAAGUUGCUGAUGCCAGCAGCACUGAGCCUCCAUGACUGAGGUGCUCGUCGCUUCUUCUUCCUCCUCCUCCUUGCUUUCAGAGCAAUGUCGCGGCCACGUGAAGCAGGCUGUGGGUUGAGGACUCUUCUAGGGUUUUUAGUGCGGAGCUUGCCACAACCUCCCUCUCUGCUCUUUGGCCCACUGUAGCCCAGAAUUGAGACCAAAAGCGCUCGAAGGCCUGUUCUAUCCACGCCUCGUGGAAGGCCCACGUUGUUGUGGCAGCCAUCUUGCAAAGUUGAUCACAGUUGUUAGGUCACACAGGUUAUGCCGCUUUUUGCUCUCAAGGGCUGUGUUCCACUGCCGCAGGUCAAUCCACUAGUGGGGACCGGGAUAUCCCCCACCGGUCCGGGGGGAGGUUGGGGGGACAGGACACAGAGACAAGCAGGAGCUGUGUGAGGUGGAGGAGCGGACGUACCCACCACCCCAAUGCAGUAGGCUUCGGACACUGUAGCCUGUUUGCUUACACGCGUUCACCCUGCUAACCCCGCGUACGUAAGUAGCUAGGGCAGGAUUGCUGUUGGAGAUUGGGUUCAAUACCCCUGAUUUAUGGUCAGAAUUAAGCUUUUUGUCGAGGAGCUCUGGCUUCGCACAUCUGCCUCAGUCGGCUUUCAGGCCCCACCCCAUUACCUUUUGUUUAAUUGCCAAAUGUAUUCAGUUUUAAAAGUUCCUAUUCUAACAGCUUAAUAUCCUGUGGUAGAUCUGUAAGCCUCCAAGUCCAGGUCUUCUAACUUUCCGAAUUUAGGUAGGUCAGUUCCCAUUUUAGCACCCUGUACUCCAUCCUGAUUUAGUUCCUUAGUGUCCCACAUCCCGGGACACCAGUGAUCUGUCCCCAGGUAACACAGCGUGAACACAUCAUCACUAGGACCAAGCAGAAACCUCUUCAGCAUCACUCUCUGCUUGAUCUCUUGCAUGAGGGGCUGGCCUGGUGGAGAUCUGUCAGUCUGGCAUGCUUGAUGUCAGACCGGUGCACCUCUUCAUCGGAUCCCAUUUCUGGGUAUGAACACUGCAAGACCAUUGUGGGCAUCACUGGCAACGUCAGGAGUGCCUGACCUGCUGCAGAUGUUGGAAGGUAUACAAGUCUCAGUUUCAGUUUAGCUGCUGCAUAUUCCCUAUUUUGUAUUAUAGUAAUGUACUCGGCUGACAAAACUUUACAGAAGUCAGAACUUUCGUUUUCAAGUUACACGUCAUGAGAAGUUUUAUGGAGGAUCUCACACUCACAGUUCAUUUUGUUUUGUAUCCUCAUGGGCUUUGAGAAUGGUCUCUGUUCUCUCCUUCACUACCUCUUUUUCCUGUAAGUCAAACUUCUCAGUUGAAUUUUUUUUAAUUAAAAUGUUAUUGUUGUGCAGAGAAAAAGUACUGACAGAAUUGCGAUGCCACAACAGCUAUAGCAAGUGCGAUAAAACACAUAAGUAAACAGAAAUAUGGCACAUGAAACUUAUGCACAAUUUUGUGUUAUUACUUAAACAUGUUGGUCAUACUAAUCUAGAAUCAUGUCAAAUGCUAAUUAACAUAUAUGAGUAGACAUAGUAGAAAUCAGGGGCGGGCUGGGCCGGGGGGGCAGGGAGGCAAUUGCCCCCCAGGCCACCCUAAAUUCUGUCAGGGCCGGCCCUUUAAAUGCUGCAGCUGCCUGAAAGCUCUGUUAAGAGCCUCAGACGGCUGCAGCUGCUCCUCUCCCCCCCUCCCCUGUAGUGUGGCCGAGCUGCUCGCUGGUCCGCGGUGCCCGGCCGGACUGAUAGGAAGGCGCACGCUGAGUGUGCACUUCCUGUCAGUCCGGCCGGUUACAGGAAGUAGAAACUCCGCGUGGAACAGGAGUUUCUGUUUCCUGUAACCAGCCAGACUGACAGGAAGUGCACACUCCUUCCUAUCAGUCCGGCCGGCACCAUGGACAGCCGAGCAGCUCGGCCACGCUACAGGAGAGGGCAGGGGAGAGGUGAUGGGGAGGUUAGGGGAGGGGGGGGGUGAGUAAGUGAAGGGGAGGAGCACGCAAGAAGGGGAGGAGGCACGCGGAGGGGGGGAGGAGAAGGAAGGGGGAGGAGUAAGGAAGGGGAGGAGUAAGUGAAGGAGGGGAGGAGUAUGAAGGAGGGGGGAGGGUAAGUGAAGGAGGGGCAAGGGAAGGGGAGGGGUAAGUGAAGGGAGGAAGUGCAUGAAGGGGGGAAGCAAGCAGCAGGGGGAGAGGAUGUAGCUGAGGGGGGAGUAAGUGAAGGAGGAGAAGGCAAGGGAAGGGGGAAGUAAGAAAGCAGGGGCCAAGCAGCCAGGGGAGAGACAGAGGGGGGAGAAGUGAGGAGGGGCAAGUGGGGGAGUAAGGAAGAUGGAGGGCAAGAAUGAAGGAGGGGUGCAGCCAGCAUGGGGUGUAAAUGAAGGAGGGGGAGUAAAUGAAGGAUAGGGGUGUAAAUGAAGGAUGGGCUGAGUAAGGAAGAUGGGCUGAGGCGAAGAUGGGGGGGAGUAAGUGAAGAUGGGGUAAGAAUGAAGGAGGGGGUGUAAAUGAAGGAUGGGGUGUAAGGAAGAUGGGGGGGAGUAAGUGGAAGAUGGGGGUGUAAAAUGAGGAGGGGGAGUAAGCAAGAUGGGGUGUAAGAAGAUGGGGGUGUAAAUGAAGGAGGGGGAGUAAGUGAAGAUGGGGGAGUAAGAAGAUGGGGAGUAAGGAAGGAGGGGGGGGAGUGGCGAAGGAGGGGGGAGGCGAAGAGGGGGGAUAGUAAGGAAGAUGCAUGAGCAGUGAAGAUGGGGGGUGUUAAAUGAAGGAGGGGGGUGUAAAGGAAGAUGGGGAGUAAGUGAAGGUAAAGCAGGUGAACUGGGGAGUAAGUGAAGGAGGGGGGAGUAAUAGAAGGAGGAGGAGGGGGAGUAAGAAGAACAAGGGGGGGUAAGAAGAACACAAGGAGGAGGGGGGAGAGUAAGAGUGAGGAGAAGGGGGGACUGAGAAGAACACAGGGAGGGUGGGUGGUGAGGAGAACACAGGGAGGAGCGGACACUACGCGCACACACACACAAUGCAUCCCUAUACAUACACAGAAACACACAAUGCAUCCCUACACACACAGAAACACAACAUGCUUCCCUUACACACAGAGAACACACAAUGCAUCCAUUACACACACACAAUGCAACCCUUACACACAAAGACAAUGCAUCCUUUGCACACAUACACAGAAACACAUAAUGCAAACCCUUACACACACACUGCUUUUCUUACAUACACACAGAAACACAAUGCAUCACUAACACACACUCAGACACACACCUUGCAUCCCUUAUGCAUACAAACACAGAUUCACACAAUGCAUCCCUUACACACAACCAGAAACACACAAUACAUCCCUUAUACACAAAUACACACCGCUUCCACUACACACAAACACACUGCAUCACCUGCACAAACUGGUAUCCCUAUACACUACAUACCAUAAGCACACAUAUUAGAUCCUCUGCAAUAACACAUAACACAUCCCCUACACACUCCACUCCCUGUGAGCGAACUCAUGGGUGGGUGGAACAUAUAAGUGGACUUAUGAGUGGGCCUUGUGCGCAUACUCACCGUCAGGCCCUGGGGCCCAGACCUUGAGCUGUGUAAGGGGCCCCAAAAAAAUUGAGCUGCUUCCAAUUCUCCCAGAACAUUGAAUUUUGUGACCAUAGUUGCAAACAGCCUCCAGAGAUCCUGUUCUACACCAGACCAGUGGAGCCAAACUGCAGCCCAUCAUCAUCCUCAUUUGGUUGUAAGUAGGCAAUCUAGUAUAUUAUUAGUGACACUAAUCUAUAAUUUACAUUACAUUAAAGGGACACUAUAGUCCCCAGAACGACUGCAGCUUAAUGAAGUGGUUCUGGUGUCUAUAGCCGGUCCCUGCAGGCUUUUUAAUGUAAACACACACUGUGGGCAGCACUGGCAUUAGUUCGUAUGGCAGCUCAUAUAGGUGGGGUAUUGUGAUGUCACAUGGGGGGCAGCAAAUACAGCUGUUCCCCAUGCAGCCACAGGUGCCACUGUGCUGCGAGAUUGUGAUUACUCUUCACUUCCUCCCAGCCUACAGAGCAGCGCAUGGGAGAGAGAGAGGAGGAGACAUGAUUUAAUCUUACAACAAAUCCAGUAAGCAAAUCUUUAUAAAUCUGGGUGGGAUCAGCUCUGUUUACACAGUUUAUUGGUGUUUACUCUGAUGUCUGUAUUAAUAUUGAAGGAUUUCUAAGUAGUAACAUCAGUGUGUGUCAGCAGGGCCAGCCGUUGGGGUGUGCACGCUGUGCGGUUAUGCAGGGUGCCAUCACAACAGAGGUGCCCGGCGGACAACACAGCUCACAAGUUGUGGACACCAGGCUAUUCAAUUUAAAUAAAAAAGAGGAGUGAGAUAGCGCUAAGUAACUAUAGGCAGAAACCUUAAAAGGGAAUCCCUCAAACCCUUUAAAACAAGAUACAAUAAAAACAAUAAAAGGCUGCGCACAAAAAAUAAAUAAAGUCCAAUUAGAAUAAAAUAAAGAAAGUCCAAUUGGUUUGUUCUUACUGGUGUCCUUGAUUGGUGAGGUCUUCUAUUUAUUGUGGUGGUUUCACUUAAUAAAAGAUAAAAAGAGAAAAAAAGGGACAACCAAUGGUGUAGUAUGUAAAAUUCGAGUCUAGAGGUAAAAAUAAUGGUAUAAAACUCACAUUUACCAGAGCUAAUGUCCAGCUCUGGAGUGAAGCGCGUACAGCGGUUUAAUCCCCGCUUGUGGGAUAUAGGGCAGGUUCCUCUCCGUGAAUGGUAUCCAAUUCUCGAGAUAAAACAAACAGCCAAUAGUGCUCACUGUAUGGCAGAUAAUGAUAAAAUAAUAAAAGAAAUGUACUUACAAAGUGAGAGCAGACGCACUGCUCUUUGAUGAUAGCUUGGGUGGAUUGAUCCCCACCUACGGAUUUCUUUGGGUACAGGAAACUUCCAGGAAUUUUUAAGGUUUUUUAAAAACCAGUUAAAAAAAAAUGAUUAAAAUAACAAUAAAAGGGCCAGGGUAAAUACCCUGGCCCUUUUAUUGUUAUUUUAAUCAUUUUUUUCUCAGGUUUUUUUAGAUGUAAACAAUGCAUUGUAUGUAAAACUGUGGAUCAUGUCACUUUACCAAAAAUUACAAAAUUUAUGUCAAAUCAAACCAAAAAAGUGUAUGAUAUUUAUGACUUUAUAAGCUGCCAUACGAAAAAUGUUAUUUAUCUGCUCGAAUGCCCAUGUGGCCUCCAAUACGUGGGGAUGACCACAAGGUGCUUAAAGAUAAGACUGAGCGAACAUUGCAGAAAUAUUAGAAAUGGAUACCUAAAUCACACAGUAUCCAAACAUUUUAUUAUGCACAACAAAGAUCCCCGUCUAUUAAAAUGUAUCGGUAUAAAAAAAUGUUCUACCUCCUGGCGAGGAGGUGAUAUAAAAAAACUACUUGGAAAAACAGAGAUGGAAUGGGUGUAUAAACUUCAGACUCUUAUACCCCAUGGCCUCAACGCAGAUUUUGACUUAUAUAACUUCUUAUGAAUUUUAGGUUAUCUGAUGCCUGUACCUUUAAACUAUGGUUUUAUUAUUAUUCUUUUUUACAAGUUUUAUUUUUACUUUUUUAAUUAUUAUAUUUUAUUUAAUCUGUCCCUUUAAUUUGCAUUUUAAUAUAAGAUAGAUUUUAACUUUUAUUAUUACCUAGCUCCUUUUAUAUCUUGUGUAUUUACCAUGUUUUCUUUUUUAUUAUUUUCUUUUACUUUACCAAUAUCCUUUAAGAGUGUUUUAUUCUAUCAUCUACUUAAAUGUUAUUUCCCUAACUACAUUUCCCAAUAAACAUUUCGGCUAUGUUAGCCGAAUACCAUGUGACCAUCCUUUUUAUAUUUAAAUUAGAUAGUUAGCCCUCUCGUUUUGAAUAAAAAAAACCCUACAUUGGCAAUGGGCUACAAUAGGGUGGCCACAUAGGUAAGAAAAAACAAGUUUUGAUCGGCCGUCAUUCGCGGCACAUACACAAACUACAUUUCCCAUAGAUCAUUGCGGCGGCACUUCCGAAAUGCGGAAGUGCCGCCGGUCAUGUGACCUUUUCAAACCCUCUAAAACUAUACUUUCCCACCCUCGUUUUUGAUUUUAAUAUAUCACAAUCAAGCUGUAUUAUUAUAAAGUUUAUGCUUAUUAUGUUAUUUUCGAAAUUUAAAGCUGUAUACAUGUUUUUAAUUUUGAUUGGCUGAACCAAGUUUUGGCGCCAAAAUUCAACUAAUUAUGUUCCUAUAUAACAUCUAUGUGCCAGGUAAACUAUGUUAUUCCAUUUGAAAAAGUCCUUUUUGUGACGAAACGCGUUAUGGAUAUUUGAAUAUUGUGUUUUUUAUAUAUAUUAAAGUAUUAUUGGUCAUUUGUUUGUGCCAAUUAUCUUUUUUAUAGACACAUACUUUUCUCAUUUACCCUGGCCCUUUUAUUGUUAUUUUAAUCAUUUUUUUUUAACUGGUUUUAAAAAAAAACUUACAAAUUCCUGGAAGUUUCCUGUACCCAAAGAAAUCCGUAGGUGGGGAUCAAUCCACCCAAGCUAUCAUCAAAGAGCAGUGCGUCUGCUCUCACUUUGUAAGUACAUUUCUUUUAUUAUUUUAUCAUUAUCUGCCAUACAGUGAGCACUAUUGGCUGUUUGUUUUAUCUCGAGAAUUGGAUACCAUUCACGGAGAGGAACCUGCCCUAUAUCCCACAAGCGGGGAUUAAACCGCUGUACGCGCUUCACUCCAGAGCUGGACAUUAGCUCUGGUAAAUGUGAGUUUUAUACCAUUAUUUUUACCUCUAGACUCGAAUUUUACAUACUACACCAUUGGUUGUCCCUUUUUUUCUCUUUUUAUCUUUUAUUAAGUGAAACCACCACAAUAAAUAGAAGACCUCACCAAUCAAGGACACCAGUAAGAACAAACCAAUUGGACUUUCUUUAUUUUAUUCUAAUUGGACUUUAUUUAUUUUUUGUGCGCAGCCUUUUAUUGUUUUUAUUGUAUUCAAUUUAAACGAUUUACUGGUGGUCCACUGGUGCGCACCAGCAGUAGGUGCAGUCAGAUUAUAGCCUCUCCCUCGUGGUUCCGGCGCUUAGUUAGUGAGUCAGAGCACACGCUCAGAGAUUCUCAGCCUGCGCUCUGGCAACAUUGAAAGUCAGAGCCGUGAAGGAGCGGGUAUGGCAAAGAGCUACUGAUUAGCAUAACAUCAAUAUCCGUAUAAAACCAGGAAAAGGUGGGCACCAUUGCACUGAUUUGGUGGUGCAAUGGGCCACUUGACUGGUUUUGCCCUCCAGGCCUAAGCCUGCCAGCCCUCCCCUGGUAGAAAUAGAAAACAGAGUGUACCACACUAAACAGAACUAUAGCCAUAUGAAGAACGUCCUAUGGAGUUGGUAGCAAAUAGUAAUGCAUGGUCUGGACCUAGCUGACGUGGAGUGUUUAAAAUAAUUAUUCAAGCAGGAAAAGAUAAAAAGCAAAUUACAAGAAAACUCAGCAAACUGGUCACCUCAGGCGUGUUGGGCCCCUGAUCGAAGCUGCUGGAGAACCUAGAUUGUGUUGGGCUGGUCCGGAAGGAGCUGCCACAAGUUCAGGGACAGAUGAAGUCUGCUUACAUCUCAGCCUUCGCCAGAAUGCGGCAAAUAUUGCUUCUAAGCGAUGAAGAGUGGUGGACUCCUCUCCUCUGAGAUGUGGGGUAUCUGUGGCGUUGUCAUUGCUGGUUUUUGCAGCAUCGCCACAGAUCCCUGAUAAGGCUUGAGAUCUGAUGAUUUCGGUCCAAAGGGGAGUACAGCGGGGUGCAAAAACAAUAGUUAGAGUCCUGCCUUCAACGGACUGGGAGAUCGGCUGCCUUUCCCCUCCUGAGCGCCUGCUAGGCUUCACUGGUAAUUGCCGUCUGGAUGGGCUCUGAAAACCCCGGGACACGUUCCCCAGUCGGACUGUAGAUACAUGUAACGGAGAGUAUGUGCACGUGUUAAAAUUGGUUCCCCUCAGUUCUCAGUUGAACUUAUUUGUAUGUCUUGUGAAACUAUUGUACAGCGCUGUGGAAGAAGUUAGUGCUUUACAAAUAAUAAUAAUAAUAAUAAUAGCAAUUAAAUUGUCUUUGGCAUAUUCUAGUGUAAUUUAUCAUGGAGGUUUAGGUUGUACUGACAUUAUAAGAUUCAGGGAGUUACUCUGGAUGACUGCAUUGCUAAAUUGCAACUACCGGUAUAUGAUUGCACUCUGUAUCUACACCAAUUGCUAGAAGCUUUCCACAUUUUCCAGUAUAAUGCUAACAUGUUCUUGUAUUUUCCCAGCCUUAUUUAAUAUAAUUUUCUUUUUAAAUGCUACUUACUGUUUAAAGUUGACUGCUCAUAUGUGUUUUGGUGUGUACAGUUCUGGUUUGAAUCUGGUGACAAUAUUUUACUAAUAUACUUAAAUAUAUACUAAUAUAAUUGUUUUUGCUUGUAUGAUCUCUAUCUCCCAUUCUCCCAGGUUGUCGACAGGUCAUGUAGCUUGUGUAACACAUCCCACAAAUUGGCUUUGAAAAACAGAAUUUCUACCUCCAAUUCCCACAGUUGAUAAUUUCCAUUAUUUAAAUUUGUCACUGCAGAUGUGUCCAGCUUUCUAUAUUCUUCCAGCAGUCAUGAUACACUUCAAAACAAUAUCUCCUUAAUUCUUCCAGUAAAAAAUGUGAGCUCAAGGGAAUUUAACUUUACUAUAUUUUAGUCAGUCUAUUCAAAAAAAUUAUUCAACUCAACUAUUUUAAACUCAUAUUUGCUUUUGCAAUCUUCUUGUCAGUUUAUUGCAAAUAACUGUUUCCUGAAUUAACAUUUACAUUUAAAUGGUUACUCCAAGCACAGUGACAUCUUCAGUGAUUUCAAGUGUUUAUGGUGAUAUGGGUCUAUAUGUGCAACAUUUUAGUAAGAAAUGGUGUACAUAUAGAGAUAAUUAACUUUGCUGACAGAGGUGUAAGUCCACCUACGGCUGUGUGAUUAGCAGCCAAGAACUCACAUUCUGUCAGGAUUCCUCCCUAUUCUCUCAGAAUUCCUCCUUGUUUGAUUUUAGCCAGAUCGACACUACCCGUAUGACUUCUAGAUUUCGCCGAUAUCUCUCUGCCCAUGCGUCUGACGUCACACGCUUCCCUUCAAAAGGAAGCCGCGACCGCAUCCAAAUGGCUCAAUCAAUGUUUUCCUGUGUUUGCAUACUUGCUACCUUGUUUCCUAUUUACCGACAGAGCUUCUAAAUAAUUUCCUGUGUACCGAAUCUCUUGGCUUGAUCCUGACUACGCUCUACUCUCUACUCCCUGACUUCGCUCUACUCUCUACUCCCUGACUUGGAACAAGACUUCACUUCUGAUUCCUGCCUUUCUCCACAUACCUCAAGGAACCAUAAUCCACUCUAUCCUGGAAGAACUUGCAUGCUCAUCACUCAAUGCAAAAUAAAUUCUCCUCUUAUUGGGAUUAACAAUAGGUUUUUUACUGAAGUUAUUUGUGAAGGAUAAGGAAUAACCAAAUCUGCUUCUAGGAACCAUUUGCAUAUUCUAAUUGCAUGUCUCAUAAACCAAUUACUCAUUCUUUAAAUGUCUAAUUCAUUGUUAUUUGAAGUCUAAAGUACUAUAACCACUGUGCAACCAGGAUCUACCUAAUUAUCAUAUUUUGUUGUCUAUUUUCAAAAGGACUGUAUUAUUUCAUACAACAGGAAUCAACUCACCUGCUCUGUCAAACGUUAUAUUUAAGUCUAUGGACUGUAUUGCUAUUUAAGCAUUUUUUUAUAUACUAUAAUUCUUGUGAUGCAAUUUUGAAACAAGAUUACAAACAUUCAUGCAUUAUUAUUUGAAAACCUUAUUGCUGCAGAAGUCUGCCAAAGUUAAAUUUCUUUAUUUAAUUGAAUUAUAUUUUCUUAAAGUGACAGCUUGAAAUGUGUUUGUUCACCUGCAGUUGAGUUCCAAAUAAAUCUCUCCCAAGUAGUAUUACACAUACUGAGAUAUUUAGGCUAGCUGCCAAAGGUUGUAACUCCACAUUCGGCUAAUGUCAAUUAUGUCCAUAUUCCUUGCACCAUUACCAGUGAAUAGCGUCAGCUUACUUUUAAUAUCAUAAGAACUACAGUUGGCUGUAGUAGUUAUGAUGCUCAGGAUAACCCUUUAAGAAUCAAACAGGAAAUGUGUAGUGUUUUCUACACUCAGAUGAUCACAGCUUGUUAUUUUAUUCUAAAUAAACAACUAAAAACCUGUUUUAGAUUAACAGAAGAGUAAGGACUGGUUUAAUAUUAAUUUUCUACAUGGAGACAUUUGACAUUAGGCCAACUUGUAUCUUAAACCCACCCCCCUCUAUCACCCUCAUAUCUACAAUUCACAAAAUACUAGAACACUUAGAGUUUUGUUCACUAAACAGAAAGUUGUUUUGAUGCUUGUUUUGGUUUUUGUUGUGAUCUGUUAUCAAUUUUUCUUGUUUCAGUGCAAUUCCAAAUACAAAGACCUCCUCGGAUCAGUCUCCCAUAUGCCCUGAAUUUCCAUCUCAGCCUGAGCUCUGUGUUGCUCCUGUGUCUUUGGCUGAAAAUUGUCCACAACAAAAUUCCCAGGCCGCCUAUCAGCUUCCACCCAUCCCACCUAAACUGUCUCAGUACUGUCCUCAGUCCCUGUUACGUAUGUAUGGUACUCAAGCUCCCACACAGCAGAGUUGCCCUCAGAUCCCAUCUAAGUCUCAUGUAAAAACCACACACAAUAUUCAGCCAAGUUCUCAAUACACACACCAUCUUCACCGGUGUUCCACUCCUGUACCCCAUAUGUCUCUUCCACCUACCCAGCCUCAAAAUUGCCCACCACCUGGGCAUCAUACACGUAUUUGCACCAUACCGUUUGCCCAGACACUCAAUAGCACAGAAUCUGCAUUUCAGCAGGAGACAUGUCCUUUGACUCAGGUUGAACCUAGUCUCCCUCGUCCCAGCCCUAAUGAACCCCCUUAUGGAGUCAAACCUGUUUCUCUGUCUCAAUGUGACCUUCGCUCUCAAUCAGUAUCAAGGACGGAUCUUGGACCUGCUGCUUCUUUAGGUGAAGCAGAUAUCAGACCUCCUAUCGUAGCAUUGCAUACAGAUGGAGGAGAAACUAAGGUGAGUAAUAUUUUGGCAAAGCAACUCAUACCCAAACUAUUAAGACAAGAAAAAAGCUUUUAUUAUUCAACUGUUGAAGAUGAGUUGCCAGAGUCAUUACCACGUCUUUUAAUUGCAGGGGUCUUAAGGGAAUAAAGCCAUAAUAAUUAAGUAAAAUAUAUAUUAUUUUAAAAUAAAUGUUAGUUUGCGAUGCUACCCAAGUCUUCAUAUAGUUCAUCGCAGUGGUAAUUUUACAUGUACCUCUCUUUUUUUUUUUUUAGAUGUAUAUAUUCCAGGAUUGUUGCAGUUAUACUAGAUAGUUUUAUAUUGUUUUCAUUUUUAUUGUUGCGUUUUAUAGAACUAAAAGUAGGCGUUGGGACAAAAGAAUUCUCUUAUAGGACAUCAAAGGUUUGCCUGAGACAGCACUCAUAAACCAGCUUGUACCUCGCAAAUUGAAGUAGGACAGCACCAAAGCAUAUAAUGUAGAGAACAACAUGCUGGGAGAUCAAUGCAUGCCACACAGGAAAUGUACUAAUAAAGGGCAGUUUGAGUUGAGAAAACCAAAUAUGAGAUCAUACAUAUAAACAAAAACAAAUCUGUGCAUAUUAAUUAGAAACAUAUUUACCAUAACUCUAAAUAUAAUGCUUUCUGUACAAUCAUGAUCUCAGCAGUACUCAUGCAUCGUGAUCGUAGCAUGUUUUUAAUUAACUACUGUAUUUCUAUUUAAUUUUUUUAUGAUUUUUAUUUUGAUAUUUUAAUAGUUUGAAAAAAUAUUUUUAAAAGUUUAUCCAACAAUCUGAAAUCAAGGCUAUAGUCCUAUAAUGUUUUACACACACUUAAUGCUUUUUAAUUACAUUCACAAACAUAACUAACAUUUUAAAAAUGGCAAACAAUUCUCACUAUGUAGCUUUUUAUCCUGCACCAUCUUCAGUCAGAAUGUGGACUUGACAUGUCAGCCUUCUGCUGGUCACAUUUUUUCCUGAGAUGUCAGGUAGGCACCGGGAGGUGUAAAGGUAGAAAAUGAACAUAUUCUUCACCUACUUUUGCAAAUAUACUCUCAUGGCAAUCCAUUUUGGAGUCUGCCUAAUGCUAGUAAGAAACAUGGCUGUAGUGUCUAUUAAAGAAAGAUAAAUAAGUGAUUUUGUCCUAUACACUAGUGGAAUUAUUCAUUUAACAGUGCGAUGUAAUGAGUUAAUUACUGACUUUCAAUAUGCAGGUUAAAACAAAAGAAUAUUUGUUCUUGUCUACAUAUUGCAAGUCUGUUAUCAACUUUGCACGUCUCAAUGUUUAAUAAAUGAACCCCUGUAUGUUUCAGUGUGUCAUUGUCCCCAGGUUUCGACUGAAGCUGCAGGACACAACCUGA